Messenger RNA from Castor canadensis (American beaver), 387 nucleotides. It is a transcript of the gene Ly6d, whose product is annotated as lymphocyte antigen 6 family member D. Gene Ontology annotation, biological process: lymphocyte differentiation. Gene Ontology annotation, cellular component: cell surface. The record is from RefSeq and is a predicted model, not a curated record. Lineage: Eukaryota; Metazoa; Chordata; Mammalia; Rodentia; Castoridae.
AUGAAGGCAACACUGCUGCUCUUUGCAGUCUUGGCUGUAGCCAUGGGCCCAGCCCAGGCACUCCGCUGUCAUGUGUGCAACAAUUCUGCCAACUGCAAUAAUCCCAAGGACUGCCCAGCCAGCUCCCGCUUUUGCAGGACCAUAAACACAGUGGAGCCUCUGUCGGGGAACCUGGUGAAGAAGGACUGCGUAGACUGGUGCACACCUAGUUCUAUCCAGCCAGGCCAGGUCAGCAGUGGCGCUGGUUCCACCCAGUGCUGCCAGAGUGACCUGUGCAAUGGGAGGCUGUCCAGUGCUGCACCCACCCGCGCCCUACUCAGCAGUGCCACCCUGGGCCUGGUGGUGGCUCUGGGCCUCCUGGCUCCCAUCUUGGUCCCUCACCUGUGA